This is a messenger RNA of Elgaria multicarinata webbii, 1623 nucleotides long. RefSeq names its product fumarylacetoacetate hydrolase domain containing 1 (gene FAHD1). The record is from RefSeq and is a predicted model, not a curated record. Bases 260 to 931 code for a protein of 223 amino acids. The transcript has 2 exons. Gene Ontology annotation, cellular component: mitochondrion. Gene Ontology annotation, molecular function: acetylpyruvate hydrolase activity. NCBI's taxonomy places the organism in Eukaryota, Metazoa, Chordata, Lepidosauria, Squamata, Anguidae.
UUUCCCGGGCGGCUACGCCAAGCCCUCCCCGGAGGAGGUGGGGCUGGGCGCCGCUUUCCGCGGGUGCCCUUGCAGAAAAAAGAAAGAAGGGCGAGGGAGGCGCGCCGCGGCUGCAGCUUCCUCCGUUGGCAUUACGGACCGUGAUCCCACCCCGUCGAUGAUGGUGUGAAAAGCUGAGAAGCAAGCAACUAUAUUGGUGUGAGGAAAUUGUGCUCCUUCCAGCUGUCCUUCAGAGCUCAACUUUUUGCAGAGGGGAAACAUGGCUUCUUCCAAGCCUUUGGCCAGGUUCUGGGAGUGGGGCAAGAAUAUAAUUUGCGUUGGGAGAAAUUACGCAGAGCAUGCCAAAGAGAUGAAGAGCACCCUCCCCGCUGAGCCGCUGUUCUUUCUCAAGCCAUCCUCUGCCUAUGUCAGGGAAGGCUCUCCUAUCAUCCAGCCCUACUACUGUACCAAGCUGCACCAUGAAGUGGAACUGGGGGUGGUGAUUGGGAAGAAAACGCAGGCGGUUCCCCAGGAAGUGGCAAUGAACCAUGUGGCAGGCUAUGCCCUCUGCUUGGACAUGACAGCCCGGGAUACCCAGGAGGAAUGCAAGAAGAAAGGACUUCCUUGGACAUUGGCUAAAGGGUUCAAUACCUCUUGUCCGGUCAGUGACUUUGUCCCCAAGGAGAAAGUCCCAGAUCCACACCAGCUAAAGAUCUGGCUGAAGGUCAAUGGGGAGUUGCGGCAAGAAGGGGAUACAUCAGACAUGAUCUUUUCUGUCCCCUAUAUCAUCAGCUACAUCAGUGGAAUUGUCACAUUGGAAGAAGGUGACAUCAUACUGACAGGGUCCCCCAAAGGGGUUUCCGCAGUGCAAGAGAAUGACGAAAUAGAAGCUGGGAUCCAGGGGGUGCUGAGCAUGCGGUUUCAAGUAGCACAGCAGAAGUGCCGGCCUUAACAUGGGAAGAGAGGAGAGUUCUGCUAAUUCAAACUGGAGUACUGAGGGGCACGGAUGCCAUUCUUUUCCAGUGGGAUGAGAGAGAAUGGGAACUGAGCUUCUCAUAUGGUAGCCCAAUAUGAUUGCCUUUCAUCUUGUCUAGGUUCUGUCUUCCGCCACAGAGAGAGAGAGAUGAGGUGGAGAGAAGGGCCAUGGAGAUCCUAUGUUGUUGGGCACUGGACAUACUGGCCUGGUUCGCAUGUCACAACAGCCCACAUUUAAUAACAAAAAUAUUGUGGGUUGUCAUGGACAAGGAAGAGUGCUAAUAAGCCAGAGGGGAAAAGUCAUGGUUUGUUCUAGGGUCGUUUAAGAAAUUACUGGGUUGUUGUGAUGUCCGAACCAGACCAAAGGUGUCUUCUUUUUCAGUUGCCAAAAAAAGUAUACGAGAGGAUAUAGGGGAGGGUAGCUGAGCUGAGCUGCAUGUACUCCAGUUUGCUUCAAAACAUUCCGUAUCUAAUAAUAUUGACUAUCUUAAAAACACAACCAAAGAAUGAAGGAUUUUUUUUUCCUGGCAGGCUAGAUUGUGCCUGUAUAGAAUACAGUAGGGAGAAAGUUCUAAAAUUAUAUUUGUUAUGAUGAAAUUUAGAAAACAAUUUGCAAGGAAGUCUGAUAGAAUUGAAUACUAAGAUGUAAAUAAAACAAAAUAUUCUGUC